This is a messenger RNA of Penicillium lagena, 1458 nucleotides long. It is a transcript of the gene pex12, whose product is annotated as ubiquitin-protein ligase peroxin 12. The transcript is spliced from 2 exons. Gene Ontology annotation, molecular function: zinc ion binding; protein binding; ubiquitin-protein transferase activity. The record is from RefSeq and is a predicted model, not a curated record. Gene Ontology annotation, cellular component: peroxisomal membrane; peroxisomal importomer complex. The coding region runs from base 1 to 1458 and encodes 485 amino acids. Lineage: Eukaryota; Fungi; Ascomycota; Eurotiomycetes; Eurotiales; Aspergillaceae. Gene Ontology annotation, biological process: protein import into peroxisome matrix; protein monoubiquitination.
AUGGAGUACCUGCCUAGUCUUCAACAGGAGUUCGACGAGUCGAAGCCCUCGCUCUUCGAACUUCUCGCAGAGCAACAACUAUCAAACUUGAUUCCUCCCUCUCUGCGCUACCUCCUUGCUGUCGCAACGCACCGCCACCCGCGUUACCUCCUCCGCAUCCUCAACUCCUACGACGAGGUCUACGCCGUCCUUUCCUUCAUCGUCGAACGCUACUACCUCCGCACCUUCGGCGGUUCCUUCACUGAGAACUUCUACUCCCUAAAACGCGAGCGCGUCCUUCGCACAGAAAAUGGCGAGAUCCCGCGCGCCCAAGUCGGCGCCGCCGGCCCCGUCCGCGAAGCUCUGAAGCUUCGCUCCGCCGACGUGUGGAAGAACCUGCUCGUCCUUGUAGGCAUUCCCUACUUGAAAUGCAAGCUCGACGAGGGAUACGACAUCCACGCCGCACCUCAGGCCGCAUUGGCUAUCGGUGGUGGCCCCCGCUAUAACCCCAGCGAGGACCUGCCGCCCAACCCGACGCUGCGCCAGCGGCUGUUCGCCUACUACAAGUGGUUCCUGCGGAACGUCUACCCGUCCGUCAACGCGGCAUACUACUUCUCCGUCCUGGCCUUCAACCUGGCCUACCUUUUCGACAACACCAAAUACUCCUCGCCCUUCCUUUGGCUCAUCGGAACGCGCAUCCGCCGACUCGGCGCAGCAGACCACCGCGCCAUCGCCGCAGUUCUAGACCCCAAGUCCCGACCCGGGGCUGCGCGCUCCCAGCGCCCUGGAUCAGGCCUCCUGGGUCUUCUGAGCCCGCAGAACCUCUACCCGCGACUCCUCUCCUCGCUGCGCUACUUCCUCCCGGCCUCAAUAUUCGCCCUCAAGUUCCUGGAAUGGUGGCACGCAAGCGACUUCUCACGACAACUAGCCCGCAAAGCCACUGAGGUCCUGGACCUGCCCGCGCCCGUGGUGUCCGGUCUAACCACACCUGAAGAACGACGUCGAGCAGCGCAGGACGCAAAGGAGAAGGAGAAAGAAAAAGAAAGGAAGACCUCAUCUCCAACCAACCCGUCCGACCUCAAACCCGCCCUAAAAUCUCCCCGCCGCAACCAACCCCCCAUCUCCGCUUCUUCAUUCCUCCCCAUUUUCACAGUCCCGUUGCCACCAGCCGACUCAUCCAGCGCAAAUACCUGCCCCGUGUGCAUGAGCGCGCUCGUGAACCCGACGGCGUGUCAGACAGGGUAUGUGUUCUGCUAUGUGUGUAUUUUCCACUGGUUGAAUGGCGAGCAUCAACGCCAGUUGGAUUUUAUGGAUGGGGAGGGGGAAGAAGGUGUUGAUGAGGAGACCGUUCCUAAGGAUGAUGAGAAGGUGGGAUGGCGCAAGCGCGGUGGGAAGUGGGAGAGUGGGAAGGGUCGGUGUCCGGUUACGGGGCGGAGGGUGCUGGGUGGUACGGAGGGACUGCGGAGGGUUUUGAUUUGA